AUGGAUGACAGGUUCACAAAAGAAGACUUGAAGCAGCUGAUGAACAGGGCUACGCCACACUAUCAGACGGGCAGAUUGGUCCUCUGCAAAUAUCUUUACAGGAACAAACCGCUGAAAUAUUUCGAGGACAUUGUAAACAAGAGAUCAUCUAUCAUGAAAACGUACGUUAAAGACAACAGUGGAGACCCUAGGAACCCCAUUAACGGAAAGCUAAAUGGCUUGUUUUUUUUGGCCAGCGUUAACAAGGGUUCUUUAACUGGAGAACCUAAAAAAACUUCACAGUUUGGCAACACAAGACUAACCGUUCCUGUUAAUAUUUUGUUUGACGUUCAUAACUGCAAACUUUAUUUUACAGAUUUUUUCUGCAUGCGAGGUAAGGAGCAUUUUGUAACUUUGGUAUUAACACUUGAAAACUCAGAAGCUGACAGAUUUUGCCAGGAAAAAUUGAUCCCAUUGAACGUAUUCAACAAUCCCUUUUUGAUGUACGACCUCCAUUCAGCGUCCUUCCGAGUACCUGACUGCAAAAUAUUCACAGUUGAGGUCUUCUACACAGAAAACGUCAACUUGCAUUCAGGAAAAAUCACUAAAGUCAAAACAAUAGGAAACAGAAGAUUUUCCAGGAAAGGCGUUCCAAAAAAUCCAGAAUGUUCUUUGUGCAAUUUGCCAUAUGAUUCGCUUAGAGCGAAUAGUAUGCUGGAUGCAUUUAUUCAUUUGCAAAUGUGA
This is a messenger RNA of Helobdella robusta, 723 nucleotides long. RefSeq lists its product as hypothetical. The transcript has 2 exons. The record is from RefSeq and is a predicted model, not a curated record. NCBI's taxonomy places the organism in Eukaryota, Metazoa, Annelida, Clitellata, Rhynchobdellida, Glossiphoniidae. Bases 1 to 723 code for a protein of 240 amino acids.